UAUGAAAUAGAGAAAACAGGAUUCAGAUUAGGUAGUCUACAUAGCAAUAGUUCAUAUAAAAACAGAAUAAAUUCUUCUUCUAUAAAAGCAUCCUUUCUUACUUCAUCGUUACUUCCAUCAUCAACAUAAAUACUCCAAACCGACUGCCGGCAACGAUGAUCGUCAACACCAACAACAAAAAGGCAAUGUUCAUUGUGACGCUCUCCAUUGUUGUUUUGCUGCUUCUGGUUGAACAUGUCAACAGCAAAGAAAUGAGCAUCAACGUCGACCUAAAGGAUGAAGUUAGCAAGGAUAAAACGCCGCAGAAGGAGGAGGAAAAGCUGGAGAACAAAGCCCCUGCCCCAGUGGAUCAUAACUAUCAAGCUGAGACUGUUAAGACGGAGGAUAAGGGAUCCAACGCCUUACUAGCAGUGGCUGUCGGCGAUCUUAUCAUUUCUCUGCUUUGUUCGUGCUGCUGUUGUGUUUUGUUGGCGGUUCUGCUCUAUUUCCUUCUCUUCAAGCGCAAGCAACCACCACCACCGCCACCACCACCAUAUAGGGAAUGAACGGAACAAACGAAUGUGCCAAACUAAAGAGUCUGUGACAGAAGUAUGUAUAGAAGUGGAUAAUAAAUAAAUAAAUAUUGUGUUUUUCUGUAU
Molecule: messenger RNA, 638 nt
Organism: Meloidogyne enterolobii
Lineage: Eukaryota; Metazoa; Nematoda; Chromadorea; Rhabditida; Meloidogynidae
Source: the annotation of a GenBank genome assembly